Messenger RNA from Erythranthe guttata (spotted monkey flower), 3220 nucleotides. Lineage: Eukaryota; Viridiplantae; Streptophyta; Magnoliopsida; Lamiales; Phrymaceae. The record is from RefSeq and is a predicted model, not a curated record.
AUGCAGGGGAACAACGGACAAUCGAGCUCAGGCGAGAUUCCGGCGAAGCCGGAGGAGCGGCCACCGGUGUCAAAGAAGUUCAAAACGACGACGUCCUCCUCCGACGAUUCCCAAACCCCACCACACUUCCCCGGCCCGCUAUUCCCCGCCGUCCGCCGCCUCUCCCCCACUCCCUCUUUCAAUUCCACCACCUCCUCCUCCUCCUCCUCCACCACCACCACCACCUCCCCCCGCGGCGGAGGCAACACCACCACCAGCGAUGCCUUCAGCUUCAAUUUCUCGGAUCGGGACUACGUCUUCCCCUCCAAUCUCGGCCCCUACUCCACCCGCCGGAGCGUCACCGUCAAAUCCCCCUCCCCUUCCUCAUCUUUCCCCAAAUCUCAUCAACCCCCGCCGCAAUUUCCGGCCCGCAGCACCUCCAUGCCACCCACUCUAAGCAGCACAGUGGGCCCGGCCCGCGGUCAUACUGCUAAGCCGAAGCUAAAAUCCGACAAUGAUUUAAAAACGCUGUCGUUUCAGCCCUCCGUCUCAACUUCGUUAGGUCUGGUUCCUGCAUCGUCGAUCGUGCCCGAAACUCGCGAUUCAUCAAAUUCUUCCACUGCUCGCGAAAAUUCCGGAUUCAGACAUUCUUGGAAGCUCACAGUUAUCUGCUUCAUAUCCAUUUCGUAUUCUCUUCUCUUACGAAACGAAGUCUCGAGGCUUCAAGUAUUCUUCAAUAUAUUAAUCGCGAAAUUCCGAAAACUAUUACAGGAAGAAAACAACAACCUUCGUAGAUUUCGCGAAAACCCCGUCGGUGACAAUGGAAUCGAAAAUUCGGAACUCGAAAACGGGAGUUCGUCUCGAGCGAUAGCUCUAUACACGGUCGUAGUCACCCUCGUAACACCAUUCGUACUCUACAAAUACCUCGACUACCUCCCACGAAUAAAAAACUUCUCGAAUCGGAAAAAAGGCGAUUGCAAAGAGGAAGUUCCGUUAAAGAAAAGAAUUGCGUACACGGUGGACGUUUGUUUCUCGGUUUACCCUUAUGCGAAGUUGCUAGCGCUUCUCUUUGCAACUUUGUUUCUGAUCGGAUUUGGAGGGUUGGCUAUGUAUGCGGUGAGUGACGGUAGUUUUACGGAAGCGCUUUGGCUCGCCUGGACUUUUGUGGCGGACUCGGGGAAUCAUGCGGAUAGGGUUGGGAGUGGGCCCCGCAUUGUUUCGGUUUCGAUAAGUUCGGGUGGGAUGCUUAUAUUUGCGAUGAUGUUGGGGCUUGUUUCCGAUGCGAUUUCGGAGAAGGUGGACUCGUUGAGGAAGGGAAAGAGCGAGGUUAUUGAGUGUGAUCAUAUUCUUAUUCUCGGUUGGAGCGACAAGUUGGGUUCGCUACUGAAACAACUAGCAAUAGCAAACAAAAGCAUAGGUGGCGGUGUAAUUGUGGUACUAGCAGAAAGAGACAAAGAGGAAAUGGAAAUGGAUAUAGCAAAGCUCGAGUUCGACAUGAUGGGAACUUCCGUUAUCUGCAGAAGCGGUAGCCCCCUUAUACUCGCCGAUUUAAAAAAGGUCUCCGUCUCAAAAGCACGUGCAAUCAUUGUAUUAGCAUCCGAUGAAAAUGCUGAUCAGAGCGACGCACGAGCUUUACGGGUUGUGCUUAGCUUAACCGGAGUUAAAGAAGGGUUAAGAGGACAUGUUGUAGUGGAAAUGAGUGAUCUCGAUAACGAGCCUUUAGUGAAGCUUGUCGGAGGUGAACUUAUCGAAACAGUUGUAGCGCACGAUGUGAUUGGUCGAUUGAUGAUACAGUGUGCUCUCCAGCCUGGCCUUGCACAGAUAUGGGAAGAUAUAUUGGGUUUCGAGAAUGCGGAAUUUUACAUCAAAAGGUGGCCUGAAUUGUACGGUUCGUGUUUCGAGGAUGUGCUUAUUUCGUUCCCCGACGCAAUUCCUUGUGGGGUGAAGGUUUUUGCCGAGCGUGGGAAAAUUAAAAUAAAUCCGGACGAUAAAUAUGUUUUACGAGAAGGUGACGAAAUCCUCGUCAUCGCUGAGGAUGAUGACACUUAUGCCCCUGGUCCUUUGCCGAAUAUACGGAAGGGCCUCGCCCCUAAAACAACCGAUCCUCCGAAAUUCCCGGAAAAGAUUCUUUUUUGCGGUUGGCGACGUGACAUUGAUGAUAUGAUUAUGGUAUUAGAAGCUCUAUUGGCUCCAGGAUCGGAAUUGUGGAUGUUCAACGAGGUUCCCGAAAAGGACAGAGAGACAAAGUUGACAGAUGGCGGUCUCGAUAUUUCGGGAUUGGUCAACUUAAAAUUAGUACAUCGAAAAGGGAGUGCGGUUAUACGACGCCAUUUAGAGAAUCUUCCGUUAGAGACAUUCGAUUCUAUUUUAAUUCUUGCAGAUGAAUCCGUUGAAGACUCAAUUGUUCAGUCCGAUUCUCGAUCUCUUGCCACUCUCCUCCUUAUCAGAGACAUACAGUCAAAACGACUUCCGUACAAAGACAGUAAAUCCCGUCCUUUAAGACACACUGUAUUCUCGCAAAGUUCGUGGAUUAGGGAAAUACAGCAAGCUUCAGACAAGUCAAUAAUUAUAAGCGAAAUACUAGAUUCAAGAACUAGGAAUCUCGUGUCUGUAACAAGAAUUAGCGACUACGUACUAUCGAACGAGCUAGUCAGCAUGGCUCUCGCCAUGGUGGCGGAAGACAAACAAAUCAACCGCGUACUCGAAGAGCUUUUCGCCGAAGAGGGAAACGAGAUGUGCAUAAAGCCGGCGGAAUUCUAUCUGUACGACCAAGAAGAAUUGUGUUUCUACGAUAUAAUGACAAGGGGUCGUCAGAGAAAGGAGAUAGUGAUUGGGUAUCGAUUAGCGACAGCGGAGCGAGCCGUGAUAAACCCUGUAAGCAAAUCCACGCCGCGUAAAUGGUCGAUCGAAGAUGUUUUUGUAGUCAUUUCAUCGGAUGAAUGACAAGACUUGAAUCGUCUUCUUACGGGUUUUUGAGGAUGAAGAGGGUUUUUUUCCGACAUCUGCUCUAAAGCGUAGUGAAAACGUAAUAUAUGCUUGCAUUAUUUAUGGAUAAUCAAGAACUUGCUCGAGCGUAGACGAAAGCUGUUGAAUAGUGCUAACUACGAGGGUUUAGGUCGACAGUGGUAGGCGGGUUUUCGCUGACGUAAGUCUUCAAGAAGACCGUUGUAGGUGGUUAAAGAUAUCAACUAUUCUAUUAUGUAUGUAUCUACACUAAAUGUACAAAUAUUAUUUUCACGAA